UCCAAUUCUCUCCACUCAAAAUCUCAAACCCUCUCUCUCUCUCUCUCUCUCUCUCUCUUACCUCCUCAAUCCAUGGCCGCUCUCUCGCUCAACCCUCUCUCCUCUCUUUUAAAUCACCCUCUCAACUCAAAACUCCGCCUCAAUCUCUCUCUAACCCUCCGCUCUCUUAACACUCGCUUUCUCUCUCCUCCUCUUAAAAAACCCUCUCCUUCUCAUUUACACGUCAAAUUCUUCUCACCCCCCUCCUACUCUCACUCUCUGCUUACGAGGAGCAAUCGAGGCCUCGCUCGCCGCUUCUCCUCCUCCACCGCCGCUGACGAAACGUUUCAGGAUCCGAUAUCACCUUUUGAAAGCACCAGUAAAGGCCGUAUCUACCAUGAAACAUAUGGAUGUCAAAUGAAUGUUAAUGACAUGGAGAUUGUUCUAUCAAUCAUGAAGAAAGAUGGAUACAUGGAAGUUGUGGAGACCCCAGAGAAUGCAGAGAUUAUCUUUAUCAACACAUGUGCCAUCCGGGACAAUGCUGAGCAAAAAGUCUGGCAGAGACUUAACUACUUCUGGUUUUUAAAAAGAGAAUGGAAGAGUAAUGUUGCUGUUGGACGAUCACAGUCUUCACGCCCUCCAAAGAUAGUUGUUCUUGGAUGCAUGGCUGAGAGGUUGAAGGACAAGAUACUUGAUUCAGAUAAGAUGGUUGAUGUAGUUUGUGGACCUGAUGCAUAUAGAGACUUACCACGCUUGUUGGAAGAAGUUGACUAUGGACAGAAGGGAAUCAAUACUCUUCUUUCCCUUGAAGAAACUUAUGCGGAUAUCAACCCUGUGAGGAUUUCAAAAAAUUCAGUUACAGCAUUUGUCUCAAUAAUGAGAGGGUGUAAUAACAUGUGCUCCUUUUGCAUUGUUCCAUUCACAAGAGGAAGAGAGAGAUCUCGUCCAGUAGAAUCAAUUGUGAGAGAGGUUGGUGAACUAUGGAAAGAGGGUGUGAAGGAAGUUAUGCUUCUUGGUCAGAAUGUGAACAGUUAUAAUGAUGUUUCAGAGGUUACAGAUGUUGAACUAGGGUCAAAUUGGAGACUUAGUGAAGGAUUUUCAAGCAGGUGCAAAGUGAAAAAUAUGGGGUUGCGUUUUUCUGAUCUCUUGGAUCGUCUAUCGUUAGAAUUUCCAGAGAUGCGUUUCAGAUAUACAUCCCCUCAUCCAAAGGACUUCCCAGAUGACUUGCUUUAUCUGAUGCGAGAUAGGUACAAUAUAUGCAAAAGCAUUCAUUUGCCAGCUCAAACAGGAAGUACAACUGUGCUUGAGAGAAUGCGACGUGGUUACACACGGGGGGCUUACUUGGAACUUGUGCAAAAGAUACGUUCUAUCAUUCCUGAUGUGGGGAUAAGCAGUGACUUUAUAUGUGGUUUUUGUGGGGAGACCGAGGAGGAACAUGCUGAUACUCUAAGCCUUGUAAGGGAUGUUGGUUAUGAUAUGGCCUACAUGUUUGCAUACAGCAUGAGAGAAAAAACUCAUGCCCACAGAAAUUACACUGAUGAUGUUCCUGAAAACAUCAAGCAGAGGAGAUUGACUGAGUUGAUCGAAACUUUCCGAGAGACCACUGGACAAUGUUAUGAUUCUCAAGUUGGAACUGUCCAGCUUGUUCUAGUGGAGGGACCUAAUAGCCUUGGGCACACAGUUGAGGCUGACAGAGAGCGGCGGGUCCCAGAGGUUGGUGAAUAUGUGGAAGUUUGUAUAGUGAAAUCAACACGGGCGUCUUUGUUUGGAGAGGCAAUUGCACGGACUUCCUUGAGUGCCUUCUAUUCUGAACCUCGGUGUUAAUGCUACAACGGGGGUGGUUUAUCUUACUUUUUCAGAAUGCUUUGAGACUAUGAAUUUUGAGUAAUUUGUUGUUGAAGAGGAAAAGGUCUGUAGGAUUUUGAGUAAAAUUUGGAAGAUUAAUGAAGCAAUCUAUCUCGAGAGA
Molecule: messenger RNA, 1945 nt
Organism: Asparagus officinalis (garden asparagus)
Lineage: Eukaryota; Viridiplantae; Streptophyta; Magnoliopsida; Asparagales; Asparagaceae
Product: CDK5RAP1-like protein
Biological process (GO): tRNA modification; negative regulation of cyclin-dependent protein serine/threonine kinase activity
Cellular component (GO): mitochondrion; cytosol
Molecular function (GO): 4 iron, 4 sulfur cluster binding; tRNA-2-methylthio-N(6)-dimethylallyladenosine(37) synthase activity
Source: RefSeq, a predicted model, not a curated record